Messenger RNA from Gekko japonicus, 1857 nucleotides. It is a transcript of the gene MYNN, whose product is annotated as myoneurin. The record is from RefSeq and is a predicted model, not a curated record. The transcript is spliced from 7 exons. NCBI's taxonomy places the organism in Eukaryota, Metazoa, Chordata, Lepidosauria, Squamata, Gekkonidae. The coding region runs from base 1 to 1857 and encodes 618 amino acids. Gene Ontology annotation, molecular function: protein binding; DNA-binding transcription factor activity, RNA polymerase II-specific; RNA polymerase II cis-regulatory region sequence-specific DNA binding. Gene Ontology annotation, cellular component: nucleus. Gene Ontology annotation, biological process: regulation of transcription by RNA polymerase II.
AUGCAGUAUUCACACCACUGUGAGCAUCUCCUGGAAAGGCUGAACAAACAGCGAGAGGCAGGUUUCCUGUGUGACUGCACCAUCGUUAUUGGUGAAUUUCAGUUCAAAGCUCAUCGAAAUGUGCUGGCUUCCUUCAGUGAGUACUUUGGGGCUUUUUACAAGGACACGUCAGACAGUAACGUAGUUUUGGAUCAGAAUCAAGUGAAAGCCGAUGGAUUUCAGAAACUUCUGGAGUUCAUAUAUACAGGAAAUUUAAACCUUGACAGCUGGAAUGUUAAAGAUAUUCACCAGGCCGCCGACUAUCUCAGAGUGGAGGAGGUUGUCACUAAGUGUAAAAUAAAGAUGGAAGACUUUGCUUUCAUUGCCAAUCCCUCUUCUACAGAAACCUCUAGUAUCACUGGGAACAUUGCGCUGAACCAGCAGACUUGCCUGCUCACCCUUCGUGACUACAAUAACCAGGAGAAAUCCGACGCCCCUUUGGCAGAUGCCAUUCUGCCCCCAGCUGCAAAAGCAACCCCAGAAAAGAAACCCGCUCAAGGCAAAAAGCGGAAGACAGCCUUCAGCGCUCAGAAAAACCUGCUGGACAAGUCGGCGCAGUAUCCAAGCGAUGUCAUCGAGGACUCUUCGGGGGAGAUGUUCUUCGAUGCAAAUAAACUGGCCACCGAGAUAACGGAGCAAGCCGCCCAGGGCGGGGAGAACUCUGAGCUGCAGCUGACGCCUGUGGUGGAAAGCGAGACUCUUACUGCCCAGGAGAUCCUCGCCCAGGAGAUCCUCAUCCAGACUAUGCCCAUGAAACCCAAACGGGGAAAGGCACAGCAGGACUGUGCGCUGAAAGAGCACUGCUUGUCCAAUAUCUCCAACGACAACAACUCUUACCAGUUGGAGAGCUUGGGAGAGGAACUGGAUCCGAAACACCCCAAGGCAAAGCCGGUGUGCAACACCUGUGGGAAGGUGUUUUCUGAAGCCAGCAGUCUGAGACGGCACAUGAGGAUCCACAAAGGAGUCAAGCCGUAUGUGUGCCAGCUCUGCGGGAAGGCCUUUACUCAGUGCAAUCAGCUGAAAACGCAUGUAAGAACUCACACAGGUGAAAAGCCAUAUAAAUGUGAACUCUGUGACAAAGGCUUCGCUCAGAAAUGCCAACUGGUUUUCCACAGCCGGAUGCAUCACGGAGAGGAGAAACCGUACAAGUGCGAUGCCUGCAACCUCCAGUUUGCCACCUCAAGCAACCUGAAGAUCCACGCUAGGAAGCACAGUGGGGAGAAGCCAUACGUCUGCGAUAGAUGCGGUCAGCGGUUUGCCCAGGCGAGCACCCUGACCUAUCACGUGCGGCGACACACGGGAGAGAAGCCUUAUGUUUGCGACACCUGCGGGAAAGCCUUUGCAGUCUCCAGUUCACUCAUCACGCAUUCGAGGAAGCACACAGGGGAGAAACCAUACAUAUGUGGCAUUUGUGGGAAAAGCUUCAUUUCUUCAGGGGAACUGAGCAAACACUUUCGAUCCCAUACAGGUGAGAGACCAUUUAUCUGUGAGCUGUGUGGAAAUUCCUACACAGAUAUAAAGAACCUAAAGAAGCACAAAUCAAAGGUUCAUGCAGGUUCCGAGAACCCCCUGGAUCCCAUCACGGUCGACCAUUCCUUCAACGACCAGGACUCCAUCCCCAGUGAGAGAAGCCCUCUGCUGGAAUCCGCAGAUGUGAAGCCUUCCGACAUAGCGUUGCCUCUCCCCAUCGGGUCGGAGGACCACCAGGUGCUGCUGCCCAUAACUGAGAGCCAGUCUCCCCCCUCGGACACACUGCUGAGGUCGGCCAUCACUGGGUAUUCAGAACCUCAGUUCGUUUUCCUCCAGCAGCUGUACUGA